GAAUGAAGCUGCUGUCGGUUUGCUGUAUCUUUUGCCUGAUGGUGUGCAUCGCGUUUCCAGAUGCGGGUUCUCGGGUCCAAGGUUCCUCGGUGGAGAUCAGGAAUGCUGAUAUUGAUUCCUCUUGGUAUACUGGACGUGGAAUAAGGCCUGUGGGCCGUUUUGGAAGGAGAGGACUUACCUUGGAAAACAUCAGAAAAUAUGAAUUUGGCACUCGUCGUGUCUGCAUCCCAAUCCAAGAAAGUGAAGACUCCAACCAGGAUGAAUAAAAUAAAAUCCUGUCUGUAACUCUAUACUUACAAAGCCAACCUUAUAAAUUCUCAGCUUAUCUUCUGUAAUUGUGUAAUGAAAACAAAUCACAAACUAAUAACUAUCAAGCAUGAAAGUAUUAAAGAAAACAAUGUCCAUCUUGU
This is a messenger RNA of Carcharodon carcharias (great white shark), 410 nucleotides long. RefSeq names its product prolactin releasing hormone (gene prlh). Bases 3 to 266 code for a protein of 87 amino acids. NCBI's taxonomy places the organism in Eukaryota, Metazoa, Chordata, Chondrichthyes, Lamniformes, Lamnidae. Gene Ontology annotation, molecular function: prolactin-releasing peptide receptor binding; neuropeptide hormone activity. The record is from RefSeq and is a predicted model, not a curated record. The transcript is spliced from 2 exons. Gene Ontology annotation, biological process: feeding behavior; response to peptide hormone; G protein-coupled receptor signaling pathway.